This is a messenger RNA of Kluyveromyces lactis, 1116 nucleotides long. It is a transcript of the gene DSK2, whose product is annotated as ubiquitin domain-containing protein DSK2. Lineage: Eukaryota; Fungi; Ascomycota; Saccharomycetes; Saccharomycetales; Saccharomycetaceae. Gene Ontology annotation, biological process: ubiquitin-dependent protein catabolic process. The record is from RefSeq and is a predicted model, not a curated record. Gene Ontology annotation, molecular function: polyubiquitin modification-dependent protein binding. Gene Ontology annotation, cellular component: cytosol. The transcript has a single exon. Bases 1 to 1116 code for a protein of 371 amino acids.
AUGUCACAGAUUAGCGUUCAUGUCAAGUCUGGACAGAACAAUUGGACGGUUGAAAUCGAAAGUGCUGCUACAAUUCGUGCAUUUAAGGAGACUAUCAGUGGUGUAAGUGGUGUUCCUGCCGAUAACCAGCGUUUGAUUUAUUCCGGGAAGAUUUUGAAAGAUACAGAGACCGUUGAAUCUUACAAAAUCCAGGAUGGCCAUUCUGUGCAUAUGGUGAAGUCUGGUGGUGCAUCCGCUGCGACAACCGGCAGUACAACAACUGGCAGUGCAGCAUCACCAGCUGCAACUAACUCAGCAGCUCCUUCCAACAUUUCUGCUGGUCAGACUGGUGGAUUUAACCCAUUGGCUGAUUUGACUGGUGCCCGUUAUGCAGGUCUCGCCAAUUUGCCCUCAGCUGAUAUGUUUGGUCCAGACGGUGGCCUGAACAGCAGUAACGGCGCCAAUCCCGAAUCCAUGCUACAAAUGUUAGAGAACCCCAUCUUCCAAUCUCAAAUGAAUGAAAUGUUGAGUAAUCCACAAAUGGUCGACUUCUUGAUCCAACAGAACCCCCAAUUACAGGCUUUGGGUCCGAGAGCAAGAGAUAUGUUACAGAGCCCCUUCUUUAGACAAAUGAUGACAGACCCUCAGAUGAUUAGACAGUCAAUGCAAAUGGCCAACUCGAUGGGUAUGUCUCCAGAUGGUGCCGCUUCUGCAUUUCCUGCGCCAGGUAGUGCUAGUGGGGCUGGUGGGGCUAAUGAAACUAGUACAAAUGAUGCCGAUAGUGCAGCAACAGGUGCUGCAGCAUCUUCAACAGGCCAAGCUAACCCAUUUGCAGGUUUAUUCGGUGCGACUCCAGGAAAUGCCGCAGCAGCUAAUCCCUUCGCUGGAUUAUUCCCAGGUGGUCAACAACCUCAGUUCAACCAAGAGCUUUUAGCUAGUAUGUUCGGUGGGAACUCCAACGCCACCGGUGCUGCUCCAGCUGUAGAUAACAGACCACCGGAAGAACGUUACGAGUCUCAACUCAGACAACUAAACGAUAUGGGAUUCUUUGAUUUCGAUAGAAAUGUUGCUGCUCUAAGACGUGCCGGAGGAUCUGUCCAGGGUGCUCUUGACGCAUUGUUGAACGGCGACGUGUAA